AUGACAAGCCACUGUUUAAGCAGACAAGGCCUACAGUCGCUUCAGGUCGAGCCGAGGCUAGGCGGCCCACCCCCUCUUCGCAUCGGGCCUGGGGUGGCAAGCGCCGCGGCAGUCGGUGACUGUCAGACUGCAGUGUCCAUCGCGUAUUGCGACGUCGUCGCCAGGCCGACGGGGUAUCGAUUGAUUACGGUCUCCGGUCCAAGCGGCCAGGCGCGCGACAAUUGGCUCUCUGCGCCAGGACGUGUGGAGAGGGCGGCAGACCGAGUCAACUCCGGCUAG
Protopolystoma xenopodis is the source of this 279-nucleotide messenger RNA. Lineage: Eukaryota; Metazoa; Platyhelminthes; Monogenea; Polystomatidea; Polystomatidae. The record is from the annotation of a GenBank genome assembly.